AUGCGAGUGUUGAGCAAGCAAUUGAACCUUAGUCCUCUGGAUCCCUACCACCGUACUCUAAGUAUCAAAUAUAUUAUUUCAACGCCAGUAAAGCAGUUUGAUUCAAAUCAUGAAUUCCGUAAAUCUUACAAAUUCCGCUAUGGUGAAAUCAAUAGGUACAUUUCUUCCUUUAACUGGAAACUAACCUUCUCUGAACUCUAUUUAAACUUCUCUGUUUACGCAUUAUACGAUGCUCCUCACUUUACUGUGCUUAAAUACAUUCCUAAGUCCACAUUUAAUGAAUCCAGUUUUCCACCAUGGGUUUCUAAGCACAUGAAAGAUCUUAUUUUAAAAAAUAAAAGGAAAGAGCACAUUCACUCUUUAAAUCAGGUUCCCUAG
Messenger RNA from Macrosiphum euphorbiae (potato aphid), 378 nucleotides. Lineage: Eukaryota; Metazoa; Arthropoda; Insecta; Hemiptera; Aphididae. The record is from the annotation of a GenBank genome assembly.